AUGCUGUUUUUCUUUCUAGAGAAAGCCAAGGAAGUUGUCGUUGGUAGGAUCCCCUACGGUUACGAGCCGAUCAAAUGCAAACCUCCAUACUGUAAUCCCUUCGUGCACCAUACCGGAGUUGCGGUUGAAGUUGAACAAGGUGAUGACAGCUUCUUCAUCGGUGGUAUCGACUUCCCGCUCCCAAUUGGCCCUCUCGGCUCUGGUGUACGAUUCCCACUUUCUGGAGCUGUAGAAGCG
This is a messenger RNA of Strongylus vulgaris, 237 nucleotides long. Lineage: Eukaryota; Metazoa; Nematoda; Chromadorea; Rhabditida; Strongylidae. The record is from the annotation of a GenBank genome assembly.